Scheffersomyces stipitis CBS 6054 is the source of this 2913-nucleotide messenger RNA. It is a transcript of the gene KEL1, whose product is annotated as Kel1p. NCBI's taxonomy places the organism in Eukaryota, Fungi, Ascomycota, Pichiomycetes, Serinales, Debaryomycetaceae. Gene Ontology annotation, molecular function: protein binding. The record is from RefSeq and is a predicted model, not a curated record. The annotation marks the transcript as partial. The transcript has 3 exons.
AUUAACGUCAACCAGACCACACCCUGGAAACGAUUCAAAGUCUUUGAUUCGCCUUUCCCACGUUAUCGUCAUGUUGCAGCAUCUGUAGCCAGCGAAAAAGAUGAAAUCUUCCUUAUGGGAGGCUUGAAGGAAGGCUCCGUAUUCGGAGACACAUGGACAAUAAUUCCUCGUGAUGAACACGGAACUGGUGAAGCUACGGAAUACAUAGCUAAGAACAUCGAGAUCGUGAACCACAACAAUCCACCAGCACGUGUGGGUCAUUCGUCUGUCUUAUGCGGAAAUGCAUUUAUCAUCUACGGUGGAGAUACUGUGGAUACCGACUUCAACGGGUUCCCUGAUAACAACUUUUACUUGUUCAACAUCAACAAUAACAAGUACACUAUCCCCAGCCACAUCUUGAACAAGCCUAAUGGAAGAUAUGGGCACACUAUUGGUGUCAUUUCGACAGCCAACAACUCGUCCCGUCUCUACUUGUUCGGUGGGCAAUUAGAAAACGAUGUCUUCAACGACUUGUACUACUUUGAGCUCAACUCAUUCAAGUCACCGAAGGCUAAGUGGGAGUUAGUGGAGCCUGUCAACAACUUCAAACCUCCACCAUUGACUAAUCACUCGAUGUGUGUUUACAAGAGUAAGAUCUACAUUUUUGGUGGUGUCUACAACAAUGAAAGAGUGCUGAGCGAUCUCUGGUGCUACGACUCUAGUAACAACAAAUGGUCCCAGAUGCCUACCACUGGCAAUGUUCCUCUUCCCGUUAACGAACACUCAUGUUGUAUAGUCAACGACAAGAUGUACAUCUACGGAGGAAACGACUUCAGUGGUGUGAUCUAUGACUCGCUCUUUGUACUUGAUCUCAACACCUAUGUAUGGUAUAAGUUGGUAGAACUGGCUACAGCACAGGGUCCAGGGCCAAGAUGCGGCCAUUCGAUGACAUACAUUCCUCGGUUCAACAAGUUGGUAGUCAUGGGAGGCGACAAGAACGACUACAUCAACAGCGAUGCCGACAACUUCGACACCUAUGAGAACUUCAACGGUGAAGAAAUAGGAACAAUGAUCUACGAAUUGGAUGUAAACAUAAUAGACUACUUCCUCACCGACAAGGUUGAGACUUCUUCUCCUGUAGCUGCAGCUAAAUCUGUACUUCCCAAGAAGACAGCAGCCUCAGCUUCGAAUGGUCCUUCGAAGAGAGAAGAGAAUCCGGAAGGCUUUGAACGUCACGCCAGAAGCUUUUCAGCCGGACCAGAGGACUACAAGACACCACAGGCUUCUGUAUCGCCAGAGCGUACUCGGGCUUCUGUUUACGAUGCCAACAUCAAUACUGAUAAAGAUAAGUUUGUGGAAGUAGAUGUUCCCUCUUCUAGUGCUUCAACACGCGACAUUCUUGCUGGAGAGAGUCGUUUUGCCGAAUCCUCCAAGUAUGUAGAUUCGCCUCGAAACGGCCACUCUUCGUACCGCGACGACUAUAACUACGCUGCUAUCAACGAACCAGUAGUCAGCGAACUGAGAGAAGUUCAUCACGAGAGAACUUCGUCGCUUCCCAAACCAGUUUCCAGAUUCCUGCAAGAACCAGAAGAGAAGGCAAUACUAGCCUCUCCAGCUUCGAAUGGCGGAAAUGGACACGAGGAUUCGCGCAUCAAGAAGUUGGUAAGUGAGUUAUCGAAUGAGUUGACUCAGUUGAAGGCUACCACCAAAGCUCAAAUGCAGAAUGCAACGGAAAACAUUAAUAGAUUAGAACAAGAAAACUCGAGCUUAAAGGCUAAUCAGUCGACAGAAGCAUCAGGGUUGCGGAGACAGUUGCAGGAGAAGAACUUGUUGAUUGACGAAUUGAAGGCUGCAGUCAAUCCUCGUGAGCUUGCCAUUGACGAAGAUGCUCCUCAGGACCAGAACACUCCAGUUUCGGAGUUGAAUAAAUACAAAUUGGAACGCUUGGAAUUGAACAACAAGAUCAUCUACUUAGAAGAAGAAAACGCCUUGUUGAACGACAAGAUAGUUCAAUUCCAGCCGUUUAUGGACAAUCAGAUUGGCGAGUUAUCCAACUUCCAAAAGAUCAUCAAAGCUCAAGAGGAAAAGAUCGAGAGAUUGACUGCUCAGGUAAAAGAUGAAGAACAUUUGCGUAGAGAACUCAACGACUGGCAAGCAAAAUACAACAACUUGAAUCUUGAGUAUGAGAACUACAAAAGCAUACACGCUGAUGAUGAUAUUUCUGACGUCGAUGAAGAUUUUGCCAGUCCCCCAGAUUUGUCAGGUCCAGCUGAUUCGUCUAACAGAUCGAUUGUGAGUAAUGCCACCUCCAUCAGACGUUCCAAGAAGGACAUUUCGCUUCAUUUGGAAAACUUAGUCAACUCGUGGAACAGAAGAAACGAUCUCAGAGAGACUUCGUCUAUUGCUUCUUCUAACCCUGAAGACAACCCAAUGGUGCAGAAGUUGCAGAAGCAAGUUGACGAUCUUUUGAAGGUAGGUAAGCAGAACGAAUUACAAUCGUCUUCCCAGAUCGACAAGUUGAGAAACGACUUGAACGAGAAACUCGUCAACUUGAAGACAUUUGAAGUUAACUACCGCGAUGCUUUGCAAUCUGUCAACAACACCAGUAAGGCGUUGAAGAUCAAUCAGGAAGAAUUGAACAACCAGAAGGCAAUCAUGGAAAAGUUGAUCAAGGAGAACAACGAAUUGAAGUUGUACAAGAAGGCGAACAAGAGAAUCAGCUCCAGAGCACCUACUCCUGUUACUACCGACCCUAGUGGUAUCCCAGAGGUGGACGAAGAAGACGAGGAAGAAGUCAUCAGCAGCGUCCACUACAACAUGAAGGUUAAGGAUCUCGAAGCUGACUUGUAUAUCUUGAAGCAAGAAAGAGAUGGGUUGAAGGAAAGCGUUACGAACUUGCAAAAACAGUUGUAUUUGGCGCAAAAUAGCCAUUAG